GGCUGCAGGGUUUUCCUUCGUGUCGGCAAUCUGUCAGAAACCAAUCGAUCUUCGUCGAUAACCUUAAGUAGGCCAAUUGACGAAGCCCUUGCGGGAGGGGUUGAUUGUUGUUUGGAGCGAUUCAUGCAUUCUACGCUGUUGGGACGCCAUCUUCCGAGUAGCGCGUCUUUUGAGCAGCAUCGAUCAGUAUCGAGAAGACAUGGUUCGGCAGUGAUUCAACAUCCAGUUUUAAAUACUGGCCGAUUGGACAAGCACUUUGAGUGGUUUUCGGAGAUGCCUCCUUGCUGUCAGUGUGAGCUGUCAGUUCCGAGACGGUUCGAGGUCCAAUCUUUGCCCUGUUGCAUCAUGCUUGUGUUCCCGCACUAUUUUCUCUCGACCAGAGAUCUCGAUCUACCGACAGCUCUAGACAGCGCGGCUCCGCUGGGAUCCAGAUUCAAGGAAAGGGGGAUAAGACAUGGCCUAAAACGCUCGCUCGCAGCUGAUUCUGCGCUCCCGUGUCAGAAUCUCGGAGUACAUAAGGGCCGGCUUUCGCAGUUUGAGCUUUCGGUUUCGGACAUGUCGAUUCAAACUUCUUCGCACUUCGUGGACUAGUUCGCGGAUUAGUUCGAUUCAGAUAAUAACACAUGUCGCUCGAUGCUCACCAGAUGUUCUGGGUCUCGAUGCGUCAUCAGAUCACGCUAGCAAUGCCCAAACGACGUGUGAAUAGAA
Molecule: messenger RNA, 708 nt
Organism: Hyaloscypha bicolor E
Lineage: Eukaryota; Fungi; Ascomycota; Leotiomycetes; Helotiales; Hyaloscyphaceae
Exons: 2
Coding region: 124-591 (155 amino acids)
Source: RefSeq, a predicted model, not a curated record